CUAGCUCUGGGCCCUGGGCCCUGGCCCAGAUACAGGAUAUCGAGUGGAGGCCCAUCCGGAUUCCCAUUCGAUUGGGCCAUCUCAUGUUUUCACCACUUGGGCCUGCUUGGCUUGGGGUCGUCGUCGAAUUGGGGGCGAUUCGAUUGGAGUCGUCGGAGAGGGAGCUGCGGCGGCGCUUGCGCGGAGGAGGAGGAGGGAUGGAGGCGACUGUGGACGACCUGAGCGCGGCGUACGACGAGUUCGUGGCGGCGGCGGCGGCCGUGGUGGAGGCCCGCGCGCAGGCGGGCGGGGAGAAGACGGCGGCCACGGACGCCGCGCUCGAGGCCUUCAAGCAGCGCUGGGAGCUCUUCCGCGUCGCCUGCGACCACGCCGAGGAGCUCGUCGAGUCCAUCCGGCAGCGCAUCGGAUCCGAGUGCCUCGUCGACGAGGCCACGGGAUCCGCCUCCUCCGGAUCCGGGCCCGCCGCCCCCGGCAUCAAGCCCAUCAGCGCCGUCCGCCUCGAGCAGAUGAGCAAGGCCGUCCGCUGGCUCGUCAUCGAGCUCCAGCACGGCGCAGGAGGCGCCUCCGCCCCCGGGGCCGCCGGAAGUGGCGGUGCCGCCACCCCCAACGCCGGCGCCGGCCCGGGCCCCGGUGGGCAGCACCCCGAGGAGGGAGGCCAGUAGUAGGUAUGGAGUUGCAGAGUUAACUAGUUGUGUCGUCCUUCAGGAAUGAACUUGUAGCAUCUCUCCUUCAAUAGAGUACAAAGAACGUGUUUGCAUCUCCGAGUUACAGCAUUAGAGCUUGCGAUCACUAGCAUGGUACUUGACAAUGCCUUGCGGUGUUCAUAUUUUCAAGAAUGAAGAAAUGAACUAGUUUCCUGUACUUUGCUGGUUGCUUCCCUCCCAUUAUGAGAUCACAUAAUGAACUAGACAAGGCAUGGUGGCUAAUUCUUGUUCUU
Molecule: messenger RNA, 937 nt
Organism: Panicum virgatum (switchgrass)
Lineage: Eukaryota; Viridiplantae; Streptophyta; Magnoliopsida; Poales; Poaceae
Product: mediator of RNA polymerase II transcription subunit 32-like
Exons: 1
Coding region: 84-662 (192 amino acids)
Biological process (GO): root development; regulation of DNA-templated transcription; leaf senescence
Cellular component (GO): mediator complex
Source: RefSeq, a predicted model, not a curated record